Molecule: messenger RNA, 2509 nt
Organism: Exophiala mesophila
Lineage: Eukaryota; Fungi; Ascomycota; Eurotiomycetes; Chaetothyriales; Herpotrichiellaceae
Exons: 1
Coding region: 203-2425 (740 amino acids)
Source: RefSeq, a predicted model, not a curated record
CUCGAAAUCAACUCAAUUACACUUAACGAUCUGGCCUAAGGAUUACCGGAGUCCACUGGAACGCUUCUUCGACCCAAGAUCUCCCAAGAUUUUCCAUCAGGAUCAUAGCCGCGGCGAAAUCUCCAACUACGACGCCUCCAAACUAACCCACGCCAUAACAAACUCAAACUCGCCAUGACAACAUCCUCCACUGGCCCUCGACAUGGAUUCCGACUCGGAGUACGUGGCAUCAGAUGAGGAAGGGCAGGGCUUCGUUUCGGGACAAGAGAAACCCUUCUUGCAGCCGCCAUCGUCGCCACCAGCCCGUUCAGCUCUUCUUCCUCCACCUCCAUAUACCUCCAUCAAAAGUCAGUCAAGCGUGAAUAACACUAAUAAUGUUAUCAUAAUCCCAGACUUGAAGGUCGACGAGUUCGCUCAAGGAGAAAAUGCAAAGACCUACUUCUCUCGCCCAAACCGAUUCUUUGGACCCGCAUCAACCUGGAAGACAUGGACAGAAGAAGAGCGCCAUGUUGCACUCAGCUUGGACCGUGUCCGGGCAGAGGAUUUGGGCCUGCACUUGGUCUCCGCAUUUGCUAUGAAACGGAAACGCGCGCCUCAGGGUUCGAAGUCCAAGGGGAAGCAGAGGGCUAGAACAGACUCUGAACACAGCCAGUCAUCUCAAGACGAUGUUGAGCGGAGUUCAUUUCUUCCCAAAGUUUGGACAGCAUGGCCUUUGCCAGCAGAUCAGGUUCCACGUCCAGACCUCCUACCGUCAGCUGACAACGACGCAUACCACACCGAAGUUGAUCCAAGGCCAAGUGCGACACUUGAGGAUUGUCUCGUCGCUACUGCCAGUCGAUUGGCCAGGCAAAGAUGGGAAGCACGCGAAUGGGAAACUCUAGGUGACACUAGCAACCCAAUGGACACUAAGCCUGCGAGUCCAAGUGUUAGUUCCAACGAAGAGGAUGAAGUCUUUGAUACUGCCGACGAAGAGCAGGAACAUCCGAUAGACAACGAUGAUGAAUCAGACCAAGCAUCCUCUACAGAUCAGUCCUAUGACCCAGACCACCCGACUUUCUCAUCUCAAGCUCUUGACCGCCUACCCCACGUUGGGGAUCUGAUAAGCCCCACAGGUAUUAAACGAGAAACCCUGAACCAGGUUCAAACGCACAAACAAGCUGAUUCACGACGACCGGUGCCGCUCGCUGACAUCGACCAAGCCCAUCGACUUUUCCUCCCCUCUGCCCGUCAUGUUCUAACCAAAUUGGACGACCUUCUACUUGGUCUUCACACACAACGGCAUGCAUACGCGUCCAAGCCGAUUCUCAGACCCCGUGGACGAAGCAUAAGCACAGGCGGGCUCUCCAGCAUGAGUGGAAGCACCAAUCCUGUUUCGAGAUCACCCAGCCGUGGCCGGAGCCCAUCACGGUCAAGCACCAGGCGAGGCCGAAAGAGUCAUGAAUCCAAUGUCAGCGACCAUUCGACUUCAAUGGCCAAGCAGCAAGCAGACAAACGGAAUCGCAUGCUCGGGCUGCGGGAUUGGAGCGACGUCAUGGGAUUGGCAGCAUUGACAGGGUGGGAUGCCGAGGUGGUACAGCGAGCCAGCGAGCGGUGUGCCGCCUUGUUUAGUGAGAACAUGCUAUUCCGUACAUUUCACGAAGGCCAUCAAAGACACGCAGGAGAUGGUAUCAACCGGAACAUCAAGCAAGAGUCCUACUUUACUCAACAUCUUGCGUUGGAUUCCGACAGCUCCGAUCAUCAAUCCGCAGACGAAGAUCCUGAUCUAGAUUCAGAUCAGGAGAUCAAAGUCUCGACUGAGAUCGAUGAUCGAUCCUGUCCAUACGAGACAUGUCCUCGACAUGUGGUUCCGUUCCGCAAGCAAUAUCACCUUCGGCGGCACCUGGACAAAGUUCACAUCACGCAUGAAGAUGGCUCGUCGCCAAUUCCUCGAUCGUCAACCAGGCCCACGAGUCGCUCCAGAUCGAAAUCCAUCGUCAGACCAAGUCGCGCUCGUUCGACUAGCACAGCUGCUGGUGUCUAUCAGAAUCGAAGUCAGAGUCGCGGACAACGCUAUCGCAACUCCCGAAAGGACAUGGAUCUCGACCUGGACCUCGAUAUGGCAUCAUCCCAUGACCCCAUUGUCUGCCCGAUUUCGACUUGUUCGCGACAUUGUCGACCUUUUUCAAAGGGGUCCAAAAUGUACGCACAUGUGCGGAGAAUCCACCCAGACGUAGACAUCGAUGAGGUCAAGACGAUGGAGAUUAGAAGAAGAGGAGAGAGACGGGGAAGAGGGAAGAGAAGUAGGAGUGUCACCGAUACAAGGAAUACCAGGGACAGGAAUGAAACUGGAGGCUCGAGUUUCAGUACUCCAGAGAGACAUGCCUCGACACCCAGACAGAGGAGAAAAAAGGCAAGAGAUGUUGUGAGCAUUCCAGACGAAGAUUGACUUGUGUUUGACCAAGUCUCUUGGGAACCUUGGGCUUGUAAAAUAUCAUACUGUUGUAGAUCCACCACCACUCGACCACGGUGC